AUGGAUGUGGAUCCAACUGAUAUCUUCACCCAUACCCUAGUUUUGGAGAAGAGCAAUGUGGUUCAUGCCAUCCAGGCACGUAUAGGAGGGACACAACCCCCGUUCAGCCAGAACAAAGCGAAUCGCUCGAAGGGUGAUAUUAGGCUUCGCCCGCGUCUUGAAAUGAUUGCAAGCGCAAUAUUCUUCACUACACUACUCAUAUCGUUCCAAAUGGCCAUUACAGUGGACAUCGGAGGCAUUUCAGAUACCUGCGUGGCCAUUACCGCACUACUGGGGCGUUGUUGGUAA
Bipolaris victoriae FI3 is the source of this 288-nucleotide messenger RNA. RefSeq lists its product as hypothetical. The record is from RefSeq and is a predicted model, not a curated record. Bases 1 to 288 code for a protein of 95 amino acids. Lineage: Eukaryota; Fungi; Ascomycota; Dothideomycetes; Pleosporales; Pleosporaceae. The transcript has a single exon.